Colletotrichum phormii is the source of this 1017-nucleotide messenger RNA. RefSeq lists its product as uncharacterized. Lineage: Eukaryota; Fungi; Ascomycota; Sordariomycetes; Glomerellales; Glomerellaceae. Gene Ontology annotation, biological process: mycotoxin biosynthetic process. The record is from RefSeq and is a predicted model, not a curated record. Bases 1 to 696 code for a protein of 231 amino acids. The transcript has a single exon.
AUGUCUUCAAUACCCGAAUAUCAGCCCUUUCUGAAAUACUCGGACGACCCGACGACCGAAGAGCCAACAUCACCAAAUCGACCAUCAACCCGUCGGAGCACGCUUUUUUCUCAUGCUCUCGUACUCAUAGGCACAUCACUAGUAUGGAUACUAGUCUUCUUUCUGUUCUUUUCGACACCAGCUGCGACAACAACGUCCCAAGGCACUGCACUUUCCCAGGCUUCGACUACCUAUGCAGCUGGCCAGCGACAUAACAUAACCACCGGUAGAAAAAGAAUUUCUUGCGGCUCCACGACACAAGAGGCAAGGGCAAAGGGUUGCAAAUACGACGUCUUGUUGAAUCACUGGGUCCCAGCGCAGUGCUUUGACAAGGACUCCGUCGAUGAAUAUCAAGAAGAUGCUAGUUGGGGGGCAUUUGCGGAUAAAAACAUGACGCAGCAGUUGACCAUCGACGAUAUGUCAGAAAGAGACUUCUACUGGACUUCGAUCCGGGAUCACAUCAACCACUGCGCUAUCAUGUGGCGGCGCCAAUUUUACGCUCUGUACGACGAGCGGGCUGCAAUUGACACCAUCGUCACCAGCCCUGGGCACACUGAGCACUGUUCGCAGUAUCUCAUGGAUGCUGUGGACUCUAAAUGGAAGGAGCCAACAAAGACAAUGAGAGGCUUCGCGGGGUGCUGGGUACGCGAAGCAUAGUUCUCGAUGCGAUUUAGCACGACGAAGGCCAAGUUGAAGGAGUCUGGAUUCACCGUAUGUUCAAGUUGGUCUAAGGAUUGGAUCAUGGCAACAAAUAUACAUAAUAUCGUAUGUCCUCGCUGCUCCAAAUUUGACGUUGCAGUAAAGGCCAAACCUCGUCGUAUAUUAGUGAGAUUUGUCCAGUUCGAUUGGCCCUCAAUUUCAAUUUAUCCCCAGUACUCCGUUCAAAGAUAACAUAGUAAUCAAGCAUUGGUAUGAGUAAUUCUACAACGGUUUUCGAUGAGAGCCUCCGGAGCAUACUUGACUAAGUACGAGACUUAU